Amoebophrya sp. A120 is the source of this 2636-nucleotide messenger RNA. The record is from the annotation of a GenBank genome assembly. NCBI's taxonomy places the organism in Eukaryota, Dinophyceae, Syndiniales, Amoebophryaceae.
UCGAACCACACUGGAAAUCGAAAUCCACAUAUUAAAUCAAAUUUUUACAACACAGAUUGGAGCGCGCAACAGAUCUGCACGAGGAUGAGUUGGUCGAGCAUGCAUUUCAGAGUGAGGAGGACGAAAUAUUGGACGAUGGCCACCAGUGCCGAAGGAUCUGAUCUGCCCAGCCCUGUCUUGUUUCUUCGUUCGCUCAAUUCCGCGAUGUUUUCUCCUACAUGUCGUGAUCUUCGACACAAGUAAGUUGACUCAGACUCUUCAGGCUGCGGCAGCAGAAUUUCUCACGAGGUAGAUCGAUAUCGAUUGUGAAGUUCUUGUGAUUUCUAUAAGACAAUAUGAAAACUUCUAAGUUGUAGCUAUUUCGAUUGUGCAACAAGAAGCGAAAAUGAAAACCAGCGCCGUGACAAUCCGGAGCCAAGAAGCGGAUCCGGAGAGCAAACCCACCUCCUCCACCUACAGCGGCAUCGGUGUGGAGUACUUGCAGUUUGACCUGGCCCGGCAUCCUUUUGUAGACCUGUUCGCGAAGUUGUUACCGAAGAGGACGAACGACAGGCGACGAAGUGGUGAUGCAGAGAACUACAAGCUGGAUAACGAAUCAUCAACGUCGGUUAACAAUUCUCUCGAAUACCUCCAUCUCCGCGUCGAUGAUUUCCGGCCCGAGAACCGCGACGAGAAUGCAAGACAAACAGUGCCUCCUUUUCUGGAACGAGCAUUGCAAAUCCUACCCCAGAAGGUCGUGGAUCAUGAACAAGCGACUCAGAGGACUCGCUCAGUAGACCUGCAGCAGCCCUUGCAGCCGCAUGCGAAGGAGGUCUUCGACGUUGACGAGCCAGCAACCCCCUCCCCCACAAAUUCAUCCACGACGACCCCGAGUUCUACUACUACUUCUACCCCUGCAGCUUCAACGACAGCAACAAAUUCAAAUCUCCCUACUUCCACGACCAAAAAACGACAAAAACAAGCCAACAAGAAGGCGAAGAACACGCUUCUGAAGCAGUGGAACCGCGACGAGAACUGGAUAAACUUUCUCGCUGCGUACGAUCAUUUUGUGAAGGAGUUUGUCAUUCCGGACCUGCAAGACAAAUUUGGGCGUCAACAUCGUGCGGAUCUUUACGCAUCUUCAGAAAAGACUACAAGACAAAUCCUCGGCGUGUUCUACCAGGAGCAACCCGUGCUCCGCAUCGUUUUUCCAAACAGCCAGGUCCCGCCCUCAAGACCACAUAAAGAUUUGGAGUACGGGCAUUUUGAACAGGAGAUCAACUACUGGCUCCCGAUUUGUCAAAACGAAUUGAACGGGAGAAACACGCUGUGGGUGGAGAGUGAGCCGGGUCUCGGGGAUUACAAACCUUUUGUCACGGACAAAUCUUCACGACAGCGGCGGAAAAACAAAAACUGUGAUGCGGUUUCUAAUGCUUCACAAGGAACCGUGAUUCGCUUCGACGGCAUGCACUUGCACCACUACGCGCAUUUGGACAUGAAGAACGACGAGGAGCGAGAAGAAGUGCCAGACCACCGUGUUUGUGACCCAGACCGUGUUGAAGAAUCAGAACUAGAACCACUUCCAGCGAUAUCCAGAACCACUACGGCGUCGACAAUAGCAACUGUGAAAGACGAGAUUUCUGAUUCCAAUGUCGUGGGUAGAGACAUUUCCUCUUCUCCUCUAGAACUACCAGCCACGUCGGUUCUUACAACCAAAACCGGGCCUGCAAGCAUCAGAGAAGAGAAGCUUACGCGCAUCAGCUUCGAUUUUCGUGUGUUGCCAGUUUUCAAGACGUCCAUAACAACACCAAAAACUUCCGCUCCUGAAGAUGAAGAAAUAGAAAUGCACAGGACCAGCAGCCCACUAAGUAGACUAAAUGAAAGCGAGAAGCUUUACAUACAGAAACAAGCGACAGACUUCAAACAUUUGGUGGAUUUGAACACGGAUAUUUUUCACAAUUUUUCAACGAGUAGUAUGGAGUUCUCAAACGUUACAUUCUCAACUGUUAGAUGAAUUUGUCAUGCAAGACAACCUUAAGCCGCCAGAUGAUGAAGCUGCUUCGCAUGACAAAUCCCCGAGAGGCUAGACGGCAUCUAAAUCUGUGCCAAAUCUGUAAUGCAGGAGCAGCAAGCUUGGCCGUUUGACUCUUGCCAUUCUUGCAUCACAAAUAAUGCAUGUAACAGUUGAGAAUGUAACAGUUGAGAACGCCAUAAGUAGCUCUGAGAAGUUCAACACAGCAUUGGAAAUGUUACUCUCUUAUCCUGUGCAAAAGUAUCGUACUCGUAGUAAGUGCAUUUAUGCAUCACAAAUCUCUUUCUCAAGGCAAAUCAGCAUUACAAAUUCCAUUUGUAAUGCUGAGGAAAGUUGUAAUGCGAUUUCUACUAGUACGAUGCUUUUGCAUUUCAUAUACUCUCUGCAACCGCAAAUCCGAUGAGAAAACGUUUCCGGUUGGCAGAAAACCAACAUGGACUUUUCAAAUUCGUGUACGCAUAAAACGACAUCACAUAGCUUGUUUUCAACACCAUAUGCUCCUCGCAGAACAAUAAAUGCACAGACACGUGACAGCACCAACUUACAGCAGCGCAAUUACAGUCUGGCGCACUUAGUACUCUCGCGACCGCAGUAGCACUGGACGCGCGAUCGCUUCUGAUGCGGC